Molecule: messenger RNA, 2225 nt
Organism: Halichondria panicea
Lineage: Eukaryota; Metazoa; Porifera; Demospongiae; Suberitida; Halichondriidae
Product: sulfhydryl oxidase 1-like
Exons: 11
Coding region: 165-2162 (665 amino acids)
Biological process (GO): protein folding
Cellular component (GO): Golgi membrane
Molecular function (GO): protein disulfide isomerase activity; flavin-dependent sulfhydryl oxidase activity
Source: RefSeq, a predicted model, not a curated record
UGUGACCUCAAUGGGAAGGGGGCGAGGCUCUAAUGUGAAUUCGUUGUGCUUUAAAUCAGAUUUUUUACACUUUUUUUUUUAUUAAUAGUGGGUCUAGUGUGUCUAGUCUAGUGAGCCUAGUCUAGUAUAUCAAGGCAAGUGAAUGGUUGAAGUGGAGGUACAAGAUGUCUCCCCCGGCUGUUCUCCUAGCAAUGGUGCCGGUGCUGCUCAUGCUUGCCCUUCCCGCCCUCGCAGAUACAUGUGCUCUGUAUGACCCACCUACCCCCGGGAUACAUUGUUUCCAAGGAAACGCACUCGACAGAGCUGUCACCUCGAGCAAGACACUCUGGAUGAUUGAGUUUUACUCGAGUUGGUGUGGCCACUGUCAACAUUUUGCCCCUGUCAUGAAGGAGAUAGGGGCGGAGUUGAAGGCGUGGUCUUCUACGUUCAAACUAGGGGUGGUUGAGUGCACUGGAUCAAAAGACAGCCAGAAGGCCUGUGAUAGGAAUAAAGUACAGGCUUAUCCCACUCUGAAGUUUUUUAGCGCGAAUGACCCCAGUCCACUGGAGCACUCCCGUACACUACAAGGUGCCAGAAGCAAGGAUUAUAUUCUCAAGACAAUCAUCAACGAGAUUGAUAAAGCCUCUGUAGUGCAACACUUCUCUCCUGUCACUGAUGGUGGACUAUUGUCUGUGUCUGAGGACUCUUGGAUACCCUUAGUGUUUGUGUUUGAGAAGAACAACUCUUACGUGGGAAGGAGGCUGAUACUGGACUUCCUCGACUCCCACAAUAUUGUCAUGGUGAGAAGAGUCCUCGACACCAAUGUGUUGAUGAUGAAGCACUACUCUGUACUGGAGUUGCCCUCCCUGGUGAUAGAAAUGAACAAAGGAGACCAUCACGUCGUGUCAGGCCAUAUUCUCAAAGACAAAGAUCCAUAUGUGGUUUUCAAGAAGGUGAUUCUCAAGUAUAUGGACUCGCUUAAAUCUGCCCCCAAGGUUCGCGGUCACAAGCCUACACCGAAGUCGUACCCACAUAACCCUAGCCCCUCCCCUCACUACACCCCCGUCAAAAUUAACAGAGUCCACCGCAGUGACCUCCUCAGUGCCGUGUCAUACGCCCUCAGGAGUGAGGUACCUAUCCAUUCCAUCAUCUCGGGCUCCGCCUACUCCUCCCUACUCCGGUUUAUCGGUCUACUGGAGAAGGCAUUUGAGACCCCCUUCCCUGUGGCCUCACAGUGCCUACAGGGAGUGAGAAAGGCUGUGGAGAAACAGAGCACAGGGAGCUUCGUCACCAGGACUGACUGGAACAGGGUCAUUGACACUAAGCUUGAUGACAGGGUGUUCCCCGUCACUCCUCAUUGGACGAAAUGCAACGGCAGCCUCUCUCAUUUGCGUGGUUACCCGUGUGGAUUGUGGAUGCUCAUGCACACCCUCACCGUCCUCACACUCCCACUCCCCCAGACCACACCCACUCUCACAGCAUCGGGCAUCUCGAGCAAGGAAGCAUUACGAACCCUUUCUUCAUUCGUAUAUAACUUCUUGUCCUGUGAACCGUGUAGAAAACACUUUGAGAAAAUGUCCUCCGACAUUACCUCUAAACUACAUCACGAUGGAGACGCUAUUCUUUGGCUAUGGGAGGCACACAAUGUUGUCAAUCAUCGUCUUAGAGGAGCCGUCAGUUCUGACCCUUACUAUCCGAAAUCUCUCUUCCCUGAGGCAAAGACUUGUCCUUAUUGCUACCACCCCAUGGGUCAUGUGACACUGGAUCAUGCACAGCCGAAUUUUAGCAACACUGGAUUCCUGGCUGGAGAAAGUUUGCUGGAGAAUAGCAGCGCUACGAAUGAUGUGGACUUUGUUUGGAAUAGAACUGCCGUUCUCUUGUAUUUAUGGAACUUUUAUCACCUCGAUCAGCACACCAAGACCAUGUUUGAUGAAAAGCUGUCCCCUCCACUUAUGGUGAAGCCUGCGGACAUUGUGAAAGCUGCCUGGCCGAGAAAGAUGACCAACACAGCACAGCUGCACCACAAGUACUACGGUAGGCAGCAACUUCUGAGUGAACGUAUAGGCUUCACUAGUAUAGACAGUGGAAUCUGUGUUAUGUCGUAUAUGAUGUGUUUUGCUUUCCUCGGCAUAGCGGCAUAUUGGCUGUAUAAUAGGAAACGCUAUAGAAAGAAGUUUUUCUAAUGAUAUAAUUUGUUGUGCAUCAAAUCAUUUUUUAAUAAUCAUCACUUUAAUAUAUAUAAAAGA